CAACAGCCGCGUCCACCAUCUAAAGUUGCUAUUCUUAACUGGUGUAGUAUUUCGUACUAACGUUAGAACAUCGAUCCAUCUCAUCUCCACUCCAGCUCGCAUGCCUGGGCCUGUCUUCAUCUUACCAGGAUCAAUUUUCCGUCAGUCCACCAAGUUCAGCAAUUGAAAUAAAAGGAAAGAGGGCGAAAAAAAAAAACCAAAAAAAAAAAAAAACCAAGAAGAACCCCCAAAGGACACGCCUCCAAACGCCCAGCGCACGUACAGUACAGUGCUGUACUACUGUACUGCUGCAGGGUUAGAUCACCCCAACUACUGUACAGCACAGCACGCAGUAGCUCAGCUAGGAGGACCCCGUCCGUCAAUUCAGGGUUACGCAUUUUGGGGCUGGGAAGUUAAUUUUUGCCUGUCUGCUGUCUGGGCUGGCUAGUUUUCACCCGUCAUCGAGUCAUCAGCGUUUGAGGAGCCGAGUCCAGCUAGCUAACCGGCUUGCCGGCUCGAAACGACCAAAUACAACGCCCCCUGGCUAAAAUACAUACCUACAUAGGUACCUACCUAGGCAGGCAACAGCCAAAAGAAAAGAAAAGAGAAAAGAGAAGAAAAAUAAGGACAAAAGUAAAAAGGGAUUUAAUUGACCAAAGGGUGCAUCAAAUAAUAGCACCUGGCGCCAUGGCGGCUGCAACUACUAGAUCACCGCCGCUGACGGACUCGCCCCCGAGUGUAACGGUGCCUAGGAAACCGCUCCCUCUACGAGACCUCCCACAGAUUCCAAAUCAGAGUUUGGAUUGGGAUCCAACUGGUUGUGUCAAACCGUUGCCCACAACCCCAGUCCCACCUCUCGGAUCUCCACGAUUGCGACAUCCACCUCGUUCUCCUGUUCGCGUCAGUGUCAAACCCGACAACUGGGCCCAGCACUCGGAAGGAAGCAUCGUGAACCACCACGACACUGAACUGCCGCCCUUGCCCAAGCUGUCUGAUAGAGACAUCCCAAAAACGCCGGAUGCUCCUACGCCCCCAACGUGGAGUCCUGUCACCAGUCAAGCACGGCAGAAAGAGAAACAGCAAGACCUCAAGCACCACCAGUACCACCACCGCGCAAGAGAUUCAGGAAGGAUGGCCGAGGAAUCCGUGCGCGCGGUCCCAGCCCCGACCGCCGAGCACAAGCCGGUGCUGGUGAAGCAUAAUUCGAGGCCCGGGACUGCGUCCCAUGCAGAGAUUGUCAGCCCAGUCGAUUCAAAAGCCACCUUGGACUCCUCCCUACCCUCCGCCGAGUCGAGACCAGCAAACCCCGACGCCCAAGUUUCCUCAGCGACCACCAACUCUACACCACAACGAGCUCACGACGAGAGCCGCAACAGCCGUGAGACCGGCUCGUCCACGCUUAGCACGCAAACCCCGCAGCAGAAUUCUACCGGGUCGUCGGUCGUGACGAGUGCGAGCUCUGCGACGGGAGCAACCGAGGCCGUGGACGCCAAGGACGACUCGCCAAUCGCCUCUGAGGAAAGCUCGCUUGUCGAGGAACCGCACCGGCCGGAUUCGGUGCCGCAACUCCAAUAUCACCACUCGCAGUUCAUUCCUACCCACCCAGGUCUCCCGAAGCACGAUCACAGGAUGUCGUCCACGCCCGACUUGCUCGAGGGCGCAAGCUCCAUAAACCGCCACCUGACCCCCAACCAGUUGUUCCGGCGAAGUUCGAUGCCCCGUCCACAGUCCUCCUAUUCAGUGUACUCGGACGCAAGUCCAAGAGGGCGUUCGCCGGGUCUCCACCCGGGGGCAUCGCCCAUGCGCGCUCCAUCGGCACACUCUCGCGGGUCGCCCGACGUACGACCAACCUCAUAUAUCGAUAUGCUCAACGUGCCAUAUCCGCAACCGGCUCCGGCACCCAUCACCCUGGAUAACUCGCAGCUGCGGAACGCUGUUGGCACCAAUGCAUCACUUUUAAGUACGCAAAAAACGCUCGAGAUGUAUAGGCAGAAUGUCAAGAAGACAAACGACCUGUCGAUCCAGUACUCAUUCGCAGUAUUCCUUAUUUCUACGGCGCAAGAGCAAGGUUUCGACCCGGCCGCGGAUGAACCACCUAAGAGAAAGGGGAGCCCAAAAGCUGAUCGUGACAGCCCCCGCAUCGAGUCGGCGCCGGGCUCCUCGCCGCACGAGCUUGUCAGGGAAGCAAGGAGCAUCCUCCAGAAACUUGCAAGCAAUGGAUAUCCAUUUGCGCAGUAUUACCUUGCGGACGGCUACGCAUCUGGACUAUUCAGCAAAGGGAAGGAGGAUUACAAUGCAGCAUUUCCCCUCUUCGUCCUCGCCGCCAAGCACGGCCACGCCGAGUCGGCAUACCGCGCAGGCCUAUGCUAUGAGUUUGGCUGGGGUUGCCGAAAGGACCCGGCCAAGGCAGUCCAGUUCCUCCGUACUGCCGCCUCAAAGAGGCAUCCGGGCGCCAUGACGCGGCUCGGAAAGGCGUGCCUUUCUGGUGAUCUGGGCGAGAAGCGGUACAGGGAAGGCAUCAAGUGGUUGAAGCUCGCAACCGAGUCAGCCGACGCGCAGUACAACGGGGCUCCAUACCACAUGGGCUGCCUGUACGAGACUGGGUAUGGCGAUGACAUCUUCAAGGACGAGAGCUACGCCGCCGAGUUGUUUACGCAGGCGGCAGAUCUGGGGCACCCCGAGGCGAACUUCCGCAUGGGUGAAGCGUACGAGCACGGCCUGCUCAACUGUCCUCGUGAUCCGGCGCUCAGUGUGCACUUUUACACCGGUGCAGCCGAACGGGGACAUGCAGGCGCCAUGAUGGGACUUUGCGCCUGGUAUAUGGUCGGCGCCGAGCCUAUCUUGGAAAAGGAUGAGGAGGAGGCGUACGAGUGGGCGCGUCGUGCUGCGGAGCUUGGCAAUGUCAAAGCCCAGUAUGCCGUUGGUUAUUUUACAGAAAUGGGUAUUGGAUGCAGACGUGAUAUUCUUGAGGCCAACGUCUGGUAUGUCAAGGCAGCCGACUCUGGAGAUGAGCGUGCCAAGCAAAGAUUGGCAGCCAUCCGUGCUGCUGUCAGUGGAGGAACCCCCAUGGAAACCGCUCCACCACGGAAUGGUAAAAUUAAGAAGAAUGCCGGCGACAAAGACGAAAGCUGCGUGGUCAUGUAAAAAGAAGGAAAAGAAAAGGAAACUCACUCCCGAAAACCUUAUGGCGAAUAAUAGGCUCCAAACACCACACGACGAAAAGCCGAGUCCCAGAGUCUGGAGGAACUUUGUUCACCAAGCUCUGAGGGCAACGACUCACCAGCUCAAGCACUCAGCAUGCUAUUUACUCCUGACUAUGGCGGUGAUUUACCUGUUUUUCGACGCUGGACAUCCAAGGAACAUAAAGAGAUGGGACAUUGUGCGUUGACUGCCUCUUUUUGAAUAAGCAUCAAACAAUACCCGCCGCAUGGACUUGGCCGUCUUUUACAGACCCGAGUUUUAUUUUUUCGUCAAACAAAAUCUCGGCCUCUUUAUGAUAUCUUUGGAUUCCCUCUACCGUCGAUUAUCUACUCUCUUCAUUCCCCUCACGCUCUGCUUUCAAACAAAUCUACGUUAUACUCCUUAUUUUUGCACUGUUUGGACAUAUCUCCGAUGGGAUAACCGGAGAUCGUUGCAUAUUGCAUUGUACGAGGUUGGGAACACUAUUUUGGAAGCCACCGUAUGCGAGUAGCUCUCAGUGUUGGGAGAGAACAGAUCGCCCCCAUAGCCUUCCUCGUACUGCAGGCGUUUUGUGUUGUAUUUCUUCCUCUUGUGUUAGAAUUCUUGAUAAUCAUCCUCUGGUCUCGUGGGGUUCGGCUCAUUCUGGUUUGCUGGUCUUUUCAAUCGCAUCCCGACACGACAAAAAGAAAACGCGACGAGACACGUUGAAUAUUCAGAACCUCAAUGUUUCUGUUCUUUUCUUUCUUCUCCUUUUUUCUUUCUUUUUUUCUGCUUCAUAUUUGGUAACCGCAGUUUUGUUUUCAUGUGUGGUGCAAAACAAUACACAUCAUCAAACUGCAUCCGGCACACACAUGGGUGAGAGAUGGAGUUGGCUGUUCUUUGAUCAAGGACGGAACUCCAUGAUAGGCAAGACAAAAAGAAAGGCUAAUAUACUAGAAUCUGUAUACCAGUCAAUACACUAAUAGCUUUUGCGUUGAUCACGGCAAUUGGACGUCUUCAGCUGGUAACCUCUGCCUACUUUUAGGUCUAGCUAAUAUAGCAAUAUGCCUACUUCGUACUCAAG
Molecule: messenger RNA, 4222 nt
Organism: Pyricularia oryzae 70-15
Lineage: Eukaryota; Fungi; Ascomycota; Sordariomycetes; Magnaporthales; Pyriculariaceae
Product: protoplast regeneration and killer toxin resistance
Exons: 2
Coding region: 667-3123 (818 amino acids)
Molecular function (GO): protein binding
Source: RefSeq, a predicted model, not a curated record